AUGGAGUCUCUUAUCGCCCUCUGGUCGUUCAUCAUUCUCUUCGCGGCAGCUGCCACGGCAGUCCCGUACUCGCCCACGUACAAUUACGGCUUCGAUGCAGCAAAUUUGGUUAAACGCCAAACACAAGACCCUAUCGUUGUCACAAAGCUUCCCCUCGCCAAUGGAACUGUGCCCGUUCGUCCUGAAAUCAGGCAGAUGAAGCAGAACCCAUACAAAUGGAAUCUGUUCUUGCUCUCCAUGAGCAUGCUUCAGUACACGAAUCAGAACGACGAGCUCUCGUGGUACCAGAUCGCAGGCACGUUUAUUCGCUCAACACUCGAGCCAAAUCCUAACACCAGACAGGUAUUCAUGGAGUCCCUUUCGUUCCGUGGAACGGCUGAAGGUCAGGAGUCGCAGUACGUGUACAUACUAAGUCCCAACCAGCAAGUUCUCUUUCGCCUGGUCCAAAUGAUCGCUACCUGGUUCACGGAUCCAAGCGAGCGUGCUUUCUAUCAUGCCGCCGCGGCUGAUUUUCGCAUCCCGUACUGGGAUUGGGCUGCUCCACCGCCGGCCGGGGAAAGCGUGUUCCUCCCUGACUUCGAAUCCGAAGGCAUUCAGAUAUAUGGCCCCAACGGUUGGCAGUACAUUGCCAACCCGCUUUACAGCUACAAGUUCAAUCCGCUGGAUCCCAAAGUUUUCUCCCAAGGCGAUUUCCCGAACUGGACAGAGACCAAGCGAGCGCCGUUUGAGAAGACUGACAACCGCAGCGUGGCGCAUUCCAUCGAACAUGCGAGACCGGCUUUACAGCAGAGACUAUACACUCUAUUGUCAAAUUAUAAGGACUACGGACCCUUCAGCAACAAGUAUUGGGGCACAGCCACCAACCAGUCGCAAUUCGACUCGGUCGAAGCGCUUCAUGACGCGAUGCAUGUUUUGGUUGGCAACCGUGGCCACAUGUACUACAUCCAAUAUUCAGCCUUUGACCCCGUGUUUUUCCUUCACCAUGCAAUGGCGGACAGGAUAGUCACGAUGUGGCAAGCUUUAUACCCAAACUCGUGGGUGACGGCCCAGGUCGCGAUGGAGCAUUCUUUCACCAUGCCACCUGGAGAAGUCCAUGACGUAUUCACGGAGCUCAAACCCUUCUUUGCAAAUGCCAGCGGCGCAUUCUGGAACUCGGAGAUGGCAAACGACACAUUGCACUUUGGCUACUCAUACGCGGAGACCAUUCCUGGACAGGGGGGGGCCAAGUCUGAAGAUCGUACCCGCCUCAUAACGGCAAUCAACAGGCUCUACGGAUCAUCCAGCCCUUCAACCCUCGUUCAAAAACGCAAGAGAGCCCUUGGGAGACGAGAUCGUGGGAAGUUUUCGCAACUUCGACAAGGCACUUUGUCAGAUGAUGUGUCACCAGACUUCUCACGCGAGCCUCACGUUGCUGCCAGUCUUGUGACUGACGAUUACACAUACACAGAGUGGAUCGCCAAUGUCCACGUACAGAACGGCGCACUAAACGGCUCGUUUACUAUCCAUUUAUUCAUGGGCGCAGUUUCUGGAGACAUUAUUUCUUGGUCGGCGGCACCGAAUCUGAUUGGGUCGAUGAAUGUCUUCGCCAUGAAGAACAUGGGAUCCGCCAACCAUGUAUCGGGAACGGUCCCAUUAACGUCAGCUUUGAUGCACAUGGUAUCUGCAGGAGGCGUGGCAGGGCUUGAUCCAGGCCAGGUCGAGCCCUACUUGAAGACGUUUCUUCAAGUCCGCGUGAUUGGAGAGGACGGAGAAGAGGUUCGACCUGAUUCUGUCGUGGGUCUCUGCGUCCAGAUCGCGAGUUCUGAGGUCCAGGCAGCAAGGAACGAAAGGGAGCUUCCGGUUUGGGGUCCGGUUAUUGAAAGGUUCGAAGUGAACUUUGGUUGA
Molecule: messenger RNA, 1884 nt
Organism: Colletotrichum chrysophilum
Lineage: Eukaryota; Fungi; Ascomycota; Sordariomycetes; Glomerellales; Glomerellaceae
Exons: 3
Coding region: 1-1884 (627 amino acids)
Molecular function (GO): oxidoreductase activity
Source: RefSeq, a predicted model, not a curated record